Molecule: messenger RNA, 1092 nt
Organism: Abrus precatorius (Indian licorice)
Lineage: Eukaryota; Viridiplantae; Streptophyta; Magnoliopsida; Fabales; Fabaceae
Exons: 1
Coding region: 1-1092 (363 amino acids)
Cellular component (GO): endoplasmic reticulum
Source: RefSeq, a predicted model, not a curated record
AUGCCAAUGUUACCACCCAAAAAAACCCUCGGCGUAAUCAUCACCGUCACCAUCUUACUCUUAUUGGGCCCAGGCCCAAUACUCGCUCGCAACGCUCACGUCAUCAAUUUCCGUUCACCCAACCUCUACCCGGAGUCCUUCGCUUGGGACCCACAGGCCCAGCACUUCCUCGUCGGAUCCCUCCGCCAACGCAUCAUCGCCGCCGUCUCCGACGCCGGCGUCGUCGAAACCUUCAUCUCCGACUCAGACCUCCCCGCCGGCGCCUCCUUCCUUGGCCUGGCCGUCGACUCCCCGCGCAACCGCCUCCUCGCCGUUGUCCACACCUACAAUACCCUCCCCCACUUCAACGCCCUCGCCGCCUACGACCUCCGCUCCCGCCGCCGCAUCUUCCUCUCUUCCCUCCCCUCCGACGACAUCGACGCCGCCAACGACGUCGCCGUCGACCACCGCGGCAACGCCUUUGUCACCAACUCCGCCGGAAACUUCAUCUGGAAGGUCACCACCGACGGAUCAGCCACAGUGUUCUCCAGAUCUCCGUUGUACACGGCGGCGACAAACAAUCCGGUGGACGGCGCCCUAGGUCUAAACGGAAUCGCUUACGUGAGCAAGGGUUACCUGCUAGUGGUGCAAUCGAGCACGGGGAAGGUGUUCAAGGUGGAUGCGGUGGACGGCACGGCGAGGUACGUGUUGCUGAACGAAGAUCUCGUCGGCGCCGACGACAUCGCGGUGAGGAAUGACGGGUCAGCGGCGAUGGUGUCGCCGAUAAAGGAGAUGUGGUUGCUGAAGAGCAUGGAUAGCUGGGCUGAGGGAGUGGUGUAUGACAAGUUGGAGAUCGACGUGCGGCGGUUUCCAACGGCGGUGGUGGUGGGAGCAAAGGAAAGGGUUUAUGUGUUGUAUGGGCAUUUUGAUGAAGGGAAAACGGGUGAUUCGGGGAGACACAGUUUUGGGAUUGCUGAGAUGACAUCCAAAAGAGAGGCCGAAGAUGAAAGUGUUUGGAUCUUUCUUCUCAUUGGUCUUGGCUUUGCUUAUUUCUUGUUUUGGAGGUUUCAAAUGGGUCAGCUUGUCAAGAAAAUGGACCACAAGAUCAAUUGA